Messenger RNA from Peniophora sp. CBMAI 1063, 516 nucleotides. Lineage: Eukaryota; Fungi; Basidiomycota; Agaricomycetes; Russulales; Peniophoraceae. The record is from the annotation of a GenBank genome assembly.
AUGAGCGGGUUACCUAGUCCCAGACGUAUUGUGACCGCGCAAGAAGGGUCGGUCGGCGUUGUGUGGAAAGACGCGCCUGUCAUUCCGCAAGCUGUUCCCGGCUUCGACGGCGCUCUAGCCGCCCCGAUGUGGGUGUGUGAUAGCGUCCCAACGAAUGACAACAACGAGAAGGUUGACGGUGCCGAGCGCGAAGUCAGAGGUCCCGGUUUGGGUAUCGCGCACGAGAACGGGACGAACCACCGCUUCACAGACAUUGGACCUGGACUGUACAUUCCCAUGCAUAGGACAACUUCAGUGGACCUCAAUAUCCUUAUCCAUGGCGAGCUGGUCUUGUUACUUGAUGAUGGCAGCGAGACGCAUCUAAAGAACCCAGGUGAUACCGUAGUGCAGCGUGGAACGUUGCACGCAUGGAGGAAUCCAAGCACUACCCAGUGGACACGAUGGGCCACCGUCGUUAUAGACGCAAAGCCUGUCAUCGUGGACGGAAAAGAAUUUGCCAAUGAAGUACAAGCAUAA